AUUAAACAGAAGAAGAAGAAUGCGUAUUGACGGGAGCGCGCAUUCGCCUCAUCAAGUCAAGAUGGCAACUGGGACAGAGCACGGCUUGAAAAAAAUAGUUUGGCAAAGAAUCAAGGACACCAUCAUUGCCGACUGCAGAAAGUCAGAAGUAUGGAAGAUCCUCAUACUGGACCAUUUCACCACCCGCCUUCUCUCCUCCUGCUGCAAAAUGUCCGAUCUCAUGUCGGAGGGCAUCACGAUUGUGGAGGACCUUUACAAAAGCAGAGAACCAGUUCCAGAGAUGAAGGCCGUCUACUUCAUGACCCCCACUGUUAAGUGUGUUGAUGCAUUUAUUAAUGAUUUCAAAGGGAAAACCAAGUACAAAGCUGCAUACGUCUACUUCACUGACUACUGUCCUGACGAGCUCUUCGACAAAAUGAAGAAGAACUGUGCCAAGUACAUUAAAGUGUGUAAGGAAAUCAACAUCUCAUUUCUGCCACAGGAAGCACAAGUGUUCACUUGUGAUAACACAGAAGCCUUCAAGAACAUCUACAGCCCUCACAGUCAGGACAGAGAUCAAACUCUAGAACAGCUCGCUGAUCAAAUCGUCACUCUCUGUGCCACGCUUGACGAGUAUCCUGGAGUCAGAUACAAGAAAGAUUCAGCUCUCGAUUACGCCAAGAAGUUGGCUGAAGUUGUGGAUAAUAAACUGGCACGGCAUUACGAGUUGGAUGACAACUGCAAAAAAAAGGAAAAAACACAGGCUCAGCUUCUGAUCGUGGAUCGAGCGCUGGACCCCGUGAGCCCAAUUCUGCAUGAGCUGACCUACCAGGCCAUGGCCUAUGACCUCAUACCAAUGAAGGACAACACCUAUGAGUAUAAAGUAAAGGAUGGUUCUAAGAAAGAGGCCUUGCUGAAUGAAGACGAUGAAUUAUGGGUCAAACUGCGGCACAUGCACAUCGCUGAGGUCUCUGAGAAAAUUCCCAAAUUGGUGAAGGAAAUCUCUUCUAGUAAGCAGCAGGCUGACGGGAAGAUCACAAUUGGAGCCCUAUCACAACUCAUGAAAAAGAUGCCAGCCUUCCGCAAGCAGGUGGCUCAGAAAUAUGUCCACUUAAAUUUGGCUGAGGAUUUGAUGGGUCAUUUCCAGAAGAAUGUGGAAAGACUUUGCAAAGCUGAACAGGAUCUGGCUGUAGGUGCAGAUGCUGAAGGUCAGAAGGUUAAAGACCCCAUGAGGACAUUACUUCCUGUGCUGUUACACCCCCAUGACACCCCUGAUAAGAUCCGGGCCGUUCUACUCUACAUCUUCAGCGUCAAUGGUACGACAGAGGAGAACCUGAAUAAACUAAUUCAGCAUGUGAAGAUCGAGGGUGAAAGCGAGUAUAUCCUGAACUGGAAACAUCUGGGAGUUCCCAUCAUCUCCUCAUCAAGUCUGUUUUCAUUUCGUAAACCAUCCCGGCGAGAUCGUUCAGAUGAGGAGACUUUUAAAGUGUCUCGGUGGACGCCCGUCAUCAAAGAUGUGAUGGAGGAUGCAAUUGAGAACAAACUGGACAUCAAAGACUGGCCGUAUCAGUCUGAAUGCCCGUCUGCAUGGAACGGCUCACGUGCUGUAAGUGCCCGGCAAAAGCACAAGGGCAGCUCUCCAGAUGAUCUCAGGAGCAGUUCGCGCCUCAUCAUCUUCGUUCUGGGUGGUGUCAGUUACUCAGAAAUGCGCUGUGCUUAUGAAGUCACACAGGCUACGAAAUCAUGUGAGGUCAUCAUUGGCUCUUCACACUUUCUCACUCCACGCGGCCUGCUGGAUGACAUAUAUAACCUGAGCAAAGGACCCAUGGAAACCUUUACCAUUGAGGAAGACAGACCCAGAGCAGUCCCUUCCCCAUAACCCUGAAAACCUGAGACACCCACACACUCCCAGGGCACUCAACCUCUCAGGGCUGAAGGGAACAGAUCUGAACUGCUUUUAUGUAUUAAUUCUCAAGCAUUUAAAGAUUUACUAAAAAAACAGGCAUACAAAAAUAAACCAAUAGUUUUACAGUAUCAAAUUGAGGUGUGGUCCAAAAAGUUUGUCCACAUGGUCCAAAAUGUCAGAAUUCAUGUUUUUUUUUUUAUGCUCCAGUUGGUUUGAAUUACUCCAGUUAGGGUAAAAAAAGAAAAAAGUCUGACUUCACAAAUGGGUGUUUUGCGAAACAGAUUUGGGCCUGAGUGGGUUUUCUUGUUUUGUAAGCCAUGUUGUGAUCAUUAAGACCCAACUGUGUCUCGCACAUGUUUUAUAAAAUGUUUUAUAAUACAGCAUUAAAAUAAAAGUAUGGUCCAUUAAUAUGCAACAUAGUAGUGGACAGAUGUAACACCCAACCCACUGUGUGACAAACACUAUAAUACAGAUGUAUGAAAGCUACAACUAAAACAUGGUCUCAUAAAUUAUACAUUAUCAAACAUACUGGUGCCUUAAUUUGUGUUAAAUUUACUAGUGAAAGCUAAAGGCUAACGCUGGAAUUUCUAUAACAGUUUUCGCUUAUCUUGUAUUUAUAUCUUACACAUUAAGCCUAGUUAUUUGUAAAACCUCAUGACUGUCAAUUUAAAAAUGUUUGUUUUUCAUUUUAAUAUUGUGCCUUUUCAUUCUUAAACAAGGAUGAUAUGCACAUAUGUAUUCAUUGCUUGCUUGCAAUAGUUUGCUGUUUUGACAUACACCAAUGAGCCACAUCAUUAAAACCACCUGCCUAAUAUUAUGUAGGUCCCCCUCGU
This is a messenger RNA of Myxocyprinus asiaticus (Chinese sucker), 2718 nucleotides long. Its product is annotated as syntaxin-binding protein 3-like. The transcript is spliced from 19 exons. Bases 20 to 1858 code for a protein of 612 amino acids. Gene Ontology annotation, molecular function: syntaxin binding. The record is from RefSeq and is a predicted model, not a curated record. Gene Ontology annotation, cellular component: secretory granule; plasma membrane. Gene Ontology annotation, biological process: intracellular protein transport; neurotransmitter secretion; vesicle-mediated transport. NCBI's taxonomy places the organism in Eukaryota, Metazoa, Chordata, Actinopteri, Cypriniformes, Catostomidae.